This is a messenger RNA of Anopheles coustani, 951 nucleotides long. RefSeq names its product retinoic acid receptor RXR-beta (gene Hr83). Gene Ontology annotation, molecular function: RNA polymerase II cis-regulatory region sequence-specific DNA binding; nuclear receptor activity; zinc ion binding. The record is from RefSeq and is a predicted model, not a curated record. The transcript is spliced from 5 exons. NCBI's taxonomy places the organism in Eukaryota, Metazoa, Arthropoda, Insecta, Diptera, Culicidae. Gene Ontology annotation, biological process: anatomical structure development; regulation of transcription by RNA polymerase II; cell differentiation. The coding region runs from base 1 to 951 and encodes 316 amino acids.
AUGUCCUCGGCGGUGCUCGUGUGUCGUGUGUGUGGCGAUCGCAGCUCCGGCAAACACUACGGCACGGUGUGCUGUGACGGAUGUUCGUGCUUUUUCAAACGGAGUAUCCGCAAACGGGCCGUCUACACGUGCAUCUCUGGCCAAGGUUGCUGCUCGGUGGAUAAGGCUAGGCGCAACUGGUGUCCGUACUGUCGCCUGCACAAGUGCAUCCUGGUGGGCAUGAAUGCGACGGCGGUACAGCAGGAGCGGGGUCCCCGCAAGACCUCUUCCGUUCGGCCAGAUGGGUUCUCGGUGCAGAUUCUUUCCCAAGUGCUGAUGGCGUGCAUCCGGCAGGUGCGCCAUAACGAACACUUUGCCAUCUUCAGCCGGACGCAGCAGAACGAAAUCCUUAGGCACGUCUGGUACGAGUGUUUUCUGCUCCGGGUGGCCAACUGGUCCAUCGACAUAUCGGCCCUGGUCGAUCGCUGCUGCGAUGCCCAUCUGCGUUCGGUGCUGGAUGACAUUCGGGCGCUUCGGGUGGAUCUGAUUGAAAUAUCGCUCCUUGAGACGCUGAUUCUCUGCCGGAAAGAGUACGCCCAGAGCGAGCGGGAAGCUAAUCAGCUGGAACAACUUGCCGAGGGGACCCUCGCUGCCCUCAGCCACUACAGUGUGCAGCGCUCGGAGGCGACGACGAGUGAGCGGGCACCCCCCACCGAGGGGGGUGGGAGAGCACGCCCACUCUACUGCCUGGGGCGCCAGUUUCGGUGCACGGGCACCGACUCGACUCGCCUCGAGCCGUAUGCACUGCACGCCGGAACCACUUCCGAGAGGUCACCGGUGCGCCUGGGGAAACUGUUGCUCGGCCUGCGUACGGUGGCAAUGCGCUUUAACGAGUUUUCCGUCCGUGCGAUGCUCCGGGAGGUAAUUAGUGACGAGGGGCUGACGAUGGAGACCAUCCUGGCGAAGCUGUAG